UGCCAGACCUGCCACGUGCUAGCGAUAAGAAGAAGAGCCAGCAGAAGAAGAAGAGAAAUGGGUGGAAAGACAAAACAAGCGCCGCGCACCAAAAAUAAUGCAAAGCCCUCGAGCAGCAGCCGCACUGCCGAGCUUCUGGGCAGCUCGACGCCGAUUUUCGUGGGCUUCUCGGCGCAGACAGACGGCGGUGGCCUGGUGCCAUUUGCUCCGGGAUUCGCCAGUGCCGAACAAAUGCCGGAUAGCUUUGACGCCACCAUCAGUCCACAAACGCAGAUUAUCCUGCGGAAGUUGUCAAAGAAAGACCCAAUGACCAAGAAAAAGGCCCUGCAGGAGCUGCAAGAACUGAUCGAACAGUCGGACGUAGAGGCUCUUAAGAACAUCCUGCCGCUGUGGCCCAAGUACUACUUGAAUCUGGCCAGCGACCCAGAGCACAAUGUGCGGGAACUGACACAGACGGUGCUGCAACUGCUCAUGGCGAAGUGCAAAAAGGCGAUGGCUCCGUACCUAAAGCUGCUGGUUCCCGUUUGGCUGGGCAGCCGUUUCGAUACCUAUGCUCCGGCAGCCAGCAUCGCUGGUCAAUCCUUUCGAGACACUUUCGCUGGAAACGCCAACAAGACCAGAGAAGUCUGCCUGCACUGUCAGGUGGAAAUUCUGGAGUACGCUACUCGGAAUCUGACCUUCCACACAGCCGCUACUCUGUCAAUCGGGAAAAGUCUUACUCCGGAGGAGGCGGAACAGAAGUAUCAGCGCGUAGUUAUCAGCAGUCUUAAGUUGUUAUCCCUCUUUAUGGAGGAAACCGCGCAGACGGAGGAACUCACACAGGUCAAGGAGGGAUUCGUCACCUUAGUGGGGCACCAGAAGUUCUGGAGCUUCGCCAAGCACAAAGUGCCGCCUAUAAAGGCAGCUUGGUUUGAGUGUAUUUAUCACGUCCUGCAAUCGGUUCCGCUUUUGGAAGUAAUCGCAACUCAGAAGUCGCAGCUGACCACCCUUUGCUUUCAGUUUAUAGACGACGCUGAUCCCGUGGUGGCUCCUCACAUAUGGGGAUGCGUUUUACUAUUACAAAGUAACUACGAAGAUUGGUUUGUUCCCCUUAACAUACGCAAAGCUCUUCUUCCAAAACUAUCGUCCCUACUCCGCAAUGGUUUCAAUCGCAACGCUCAGGCCAUCUGCCCGAAUCUGUUGCCAUUUCUCUCAAAAAUCACACAAGCCUCCUUGCAAGACCUUGACAUCUACGAGUUCUAUCAGCGCUUCUUCGAUGACAUGAAGUUGGCAGUCACUGAAAAAUUCGAUCCGCCAUUACCCAAGUCCGAUUGUACUGUGAUUCACAAUGCCUAUUUCGAGUGUCUUCGCUUUCUGCUGCAGCAAAUUAACAACAAAAAGGAUAGAGAACAAAAAGAGGAGGAGUUCGCCAUUAGGUUACUCCAGAGCAACGUUCUGGAACCUAUUGGAUGGCUGCUCAAGAGUGAUAGUGCCCAUGUAAAAAUCUUUUUCCAGCAUAGUUCUGCACUAGUGGCUUUUUGGGAUCGGCAGAUUAACAAUAGGUCGGAUAAUGGUGGACUGUAUGCCAAAUUGAUGAAUCUAUUCUGGACACGAAUCUUUGAGCUGGUCACUAACGAUCUGGCUGCCGAAGAAGUAAACGAGCAGCUACUAUCACAUGUCUUGCUUUUAGUCCAGGAUCUGCACAUGGCCAAUCCUAGCCUGGAGUCUCCGAGUGUAAAGUUUGUGGAAGAUGCAAAGGUGGAAAAGAGCGAACCAUCGACGCCAGUUAAAAAGGCUCAAGAAGCUGCGGCCUUUAUACAAAAAGAGCUUAAACAUUUAGUUGUGAAGUUGGUGAGAAUCUGUCUGGACAAGGCUAAGAUCAGUGGCGGUGGCAAUUCAUCCUCUCGUUACAUUGAGCAAAUUCGUAUUCUAACAAAAAUGUUUACCGAUGCCGCGUUCUACAAGAGUCUAACUGAUGACGGAGAUCUAGGAGGAACUCUUAAUAAAUUUGUUUUCCUUCUGGUCCAAUUGAACGACGAUGCUUGCGAAUCUGUUGUGGAGAUCGUUUUUGAAAUUCUCCCGCUGUUGGAGGCGGAUCAACGCUUUGAAUACAUUAAAAACACCCUCCUAAAGCUACCCCAGCAUGCCGUGCAAAAUCUUCUACUCCAUCGUCUUCUAUCUUAUCCCCUGUGCACCGAACCCGCUGUGCGACAAAUGCUCAGUGGGCCCGAUACUUGUGGCGUGAUUGCGCGAAUAGCUGAGGAGGUUGUGGUGGACAAUGAUCGAGAAAAGCUGAACUUGCUUCAUAAGUGCUUCUUUCAAACGGAUACGGGAGACAUACUCAUUAAUGCUGAAACUGUGGAUAAAAUACUGCUGGCCAUGUGUGGGCCUCUGGAACAGCCGGUUGUCGAUGACACCGUAGAAGUAUGUGGCAGUUUUAUUGCCCAGAUAAUGCCUGUGAUAUGCAGCAGCGCCAAUUCUUCGUUGAAAGUGCGCCAGCAAAUCUUCCUAAAGCUGUUCAAAUUCAGUUUGGAGCAUAGGCCAGAAGACUAUUUGUCGGAAGAUACUUUGUGGGAAAUUACCACAUGCUGGCAAGAUGCCCUUUCUAGUAAAGACAUAGAAAUAAAUGAUGACCUCCUGGAGUGCUGUGCAAAAAUUGUUGAGGAUUUGGCUAGCACGUCAGAACUUAAAGCGGAUAAUCUGGACGGUAUGGCAGAGGCGAUGGCCAAGUUUGUCAUUUGCUCUACAGAAAAUAUUGAGGAUGAGAACCAGCGUUUUGAACGAAUUGAUGAAACAAUAGAGAGUCUUCUGAAAUCCCCCCUUAAAACAUCUGAAAAGGUACAGCAGUUUGAGAACCAUUGCGUUCUCCUGGAAGCCUUGCAAGGAUCGAUCAGUGCGGGAGUUCCUUUUGAAAACGCCUCCCUCGACAGGAAUGUAAUAUUAUCAAUACUUCGACGUUCCACCCUUAACUUUUCAACAAUAUAUAAGCUUGUCUACCAAUUCCCUCCACCUCAAGAAACAAACGACCCUGAAGAUGAAUUGACGGAGGAUUAUUGUGAUCCAAAUGCCGAUGUGCUAAAAAAGUGGAACGAACCCCUGAUUGGUGAACUUCUUCAGUGUAUUCAAGUGGCUGGAAUCGCUGAGAGUUGGCUGGAAGUGUUGGAUUUGCAGCCGAAGGAGGAGGAACUAGUGCUGAUCCUGUCGGAGAAAGUUCAAAGCUUUAUGGGCAAUAGUAGUGACCUGGUUGGAAUAGUCAAAGAGCGUAUUCAGCAAGAUGCAGUACAACAGUCCAGCGUAAUAGCAUGUCGACUUCUGGGUUACUUUACUUUUUGUCCUCAAUAUGCAGCUUUCGAAGAGAGUGCCUUCAUUUUGCUGCACGAAGAUCUGUCCGAAUCUUUGGUGACGCAGGGAGCGCUCAAAACCUAUGUUAUGGCACUACAGUUUCUUUUACCAAAGCUCUCUCAAAAAGCAAUCAGUCUCAAUUCGGCCAUAAUGAGAACCGAACCACCGGAGAUUUGGGUUAAGGCAGCAGUGUUUAAUGCUCUACUCCUGAAUAAUUUCGAAGCCGAAGUGAAUGACCAAACAGAUCGCAAUAUCAUUGUAUCAGCCGUGCAGUUUUUGACCAGUAUAGGAGAGAAGCAGGCCAGUCAAAAGGAUUUACUACUUUACAACGUAGAAAUAUACAAGCAACCCUAUGAAUCAGUUAUAAAUGCCGUGGAGUUUAUAAAACUUCUAACUGAAGUUUUAAAAAGGUUCCCUUACGAGUUGAGCAUAAAGAACUGGGAUGCCAUUCGUAUUGGUCUUAGUUCUUGGGUGCUCUCAGUUUCCAAAUCGAUAGCUCAAUUUAAAGACCCAAAGACUUCUCUUUUCGUUGUGGCUGUAUAUCAGUUGUUCGCCGCCUUGAUUAAAUUCAUACGCUCCGAGAAGCAGAAGAGUUCCACAGAGUUACUCAAAAACGUGAUCGAUGAAUGGGAAUCCCUGUUUGCCAAGGAAGUCAAUGUAGUGCUGUUUAAGUCAUAUUAUCAGUUGACCCACGAGACAAGUGUGCACCCAGGGUUCCAGGCCUGUUAUGAGGCUAUACUGGAACGCCUAACGCCGACCUUAGAGCUCUUAGAUUAUAGUUUUGUUUAUUCGUUCUACAAGUCAAAUAGUAAUACAACUUUAGACCACCUCUGCAAUUUCUUGUUGAAGCAGUUAUACAGUUCCCAGCACUCGGUUAGACUAAGUGCUGUACACUCCCUCCGCCAAUUAACCCCACACUUCGUUGCCGACGACAUUGAGUUGAAUGAAAAGCAAAGCGAGAGUCUAGACGCAACCAACACAAUCUCUAAAUGGCACUUUCUCAAUCGAUUUGAGGACUACCUGACACGCUACGACAUCCUGAUACAAAAAUACCUGGAGGAGUUCACUUUCAAGCUGUCGGAGCUGGAAGAUCUAGAACCCAUUAACAGACACGAUGCACUAAGCUACCUUUUCUUAUGGGAUUGCAUAAUCAAUGCUUGCGCUAAAUCCCCGGUUGCAUUGCGAGCGGUUUACACCAACUGGCUAAAUGAUAACAAAUAUGAAGAGAAUUUUCUACAUUUCCUCUUUCGCGCAAUGCCAGUAGAUAUUCUGAAGAAUCACGGGGCCAAGGUUCACAGCAACGGAGUUUACAAAGAGCUUACUUGGACUCAAAUGAAGGACCGUCAGUUACCCUUGGAGCGAUAUGUCUGUCACUUAUAUACGGAGGUCCUCCGGAAGCUACCGGCCGUGGUGCGCAGAUGGUGGAAUACCACUCAGUCCAGGCAAAAGAACUUCGUGGACAACCUCACCACCAACUAUGUGAGUUCGCUGAUUUGCAGUGAGGAGCUCAAGGCGAUCGCUAAUCGCAAGGAGAAACACGAAAAUAUGCAGGUCACCGUUCACUCCUCCACCCGAGAAGUGCUAGCAGUCUAUGCUAUCGAUGAGGCCCGUAUGGAGCUGGUCAUAACGCUGGCCCCCAAUUAUCCGCUGGGAGCUGUAAAGGUCGAAUGCGGCAAACAAAUUGGUGGAAGGGCUUCCUCCCGAAAUGUGGGAAUGCAGUUGACCAUCUUCUUGACACAUCAGAAUGGCACCAUAUACGACGGCCUGACUAUGUGGAAAAAUAAUCUGGACAAGAAGUUCGAGGGCGUAGAGGAGUGCUAUGUCUGUUAUACAGUCAUUCAUCAGGACACUUGCCAGCUGCCCAAGCUCACCUGCAAAACCUGCAAGAAGAAAUUCCACGGACCUUGUUUGUAUAAAUGGUUCACCACCAGCAGCAAGUCAACAUGCCCCAUUUGUCGUAACGUCUUCUAGAUGGGUGUACAUAUAAAUACCAAUAUAAUUAUUAGUUGACGACACGUAUUAAGCAAAAGGCACAACCAAACCAUUCGAUAGGCAAUAGUUUCUGGUCUCUCAAAUUGUAAAUCAGCAAUAAUAAUAAAUUCAUACAACGUUGAA
This is a messenger RNA of Drosophila eugracilis, 5436 nucleotides long. It is a transcript of the gene Ltn1, whose product is annotated as E3 ubiquitin-protein ligase listerin. Gene Ontology annotation, biological process: ribosome-associated ubiquitin-dependent protein catabolic process; rescue of stalled cytosolic ribosome. The record is from RefSeq and is a predicted model, not a curated record. Gene Ontology annotation, molecular function: ubiquitin protein ligase activity; ribosomal large subunit binding. The transcript is spliced from 14 exons. Lineage: Eukaryota; Metazoa; Arthropoda; Insecta; Diptera; Drosophilidae. Gene Ontology annotation, cellular component: cytosol; RQC complex. The coding region runs from base 58 to 5292 and encodes 1744 amino acids.